Molecule: messenger RNA, 492 nt
Organism: Malus domestica (apple)
Lineage: Eukaryota; Viridiplantae; Streptophyta; Magnoliopsida; Rosales; Rosaceae
Product: aquaporin PIP2-1-like
Biological process (GO): transmembrane transport
Cellular component (GO): plasma membrane
Molecular function (GO): water channel activity
Source: RefSeq, a predicted model, not a curated record
AGAGCCAUAUUGUACAUGGCGGCUCAGUCGUUUGGAGCCAUAUAUGGUGUUGGGCUAGUGAAAGCUUUCCACAGUUCUUACUAUACCAAGUAUGGCGGAGCCAAUGAGCUUGCCGAUGGCUACAACAUAGGCACUGGAUUGGGUACUGAGAUUCUUGGCACCUUUGUUCUUGUCUACACUGUCUUCUCUGCCACUGAUCCCAAGAGAAAUGCAAGAGACUCCCAUGUCCCAGUAUUGGCACCCCUGCCAAUUGGGUUUGCUGUGUUUAUUGUUCACCUUGCCACAAUCCCAAUCACUGGCACUGGCAUCAACCCAGCUAGAAGUCUUGGAGCUGCAGUGAUCUACAACAAUGACAAGGCUUGGAAUGACCAAUGGAUCUUCUGGGUUGGACCAUUUAUUGGAGCUGCCAUUGCUGCCUUAUAUCACCAAUACAUCUGGAGAGCAGGAGCUGUUAAAGCUCUGGGUUCUUUCAGGAGCUCCCCCAACAUAUGA